Messenger RNA from Protopterus annectens (West African lungfish), 1835 nucleotides. Its product is annotated as SUN domain-containing protein 2-like. Gene Ontology annotation, molecular function: protein-membrane adaptor activity. The coding region runs from base 1 to 1134 and encodes 377 amino acids. Lineage: Eukaryota; Metazoa; Chordata; Ceratodontiformes; Protopteridae. Gene Ontology annotation, cellular component: meiotic nuclear membrane microtubule tethering complex; nuclear envelope. The record is from RefSeq and is a predicted model, not a curated record. Gene Ontology annotation, biological process: nuclear envelope organization. The transcript is spliced from 10 exons.
AUGAUGUGUUAUAAAGGAUUUAUAAAGGAGCUAGAUGUACUUCGUGCAGAGCAACAGAAGGUGCUGGAGGAAGCCAUAUCCAAGACCAGCCGUAGAUCACAGGAGCUGCAAGCUGAACUUGAACUUGCAAAGUCGGAGCUUAAAAGCAAAACAAAAAACGAGCAGGACCUCUUCCUGAAAAAGCUGUCAAGUUUGGAAGAACAACUUUCUGGGAUGAGAAAUGAACUGAAGGAGCUGCAGAAAGCUCAUUGGGAAACGGAAGCAAAAGUGGAUGCUUUUCCUGCCCAGAUGCAAAGUGUUCAAGAUGACGUUCACUCUCAUCUUCCACAACUGGUUCAUCAAAUAUUAUUCAGCAAGGGUUCGGGUGGUGACUCUGGCCAGCCCUUGGCUUCAUCUUUCAUUAGACAAGAAGAAAUGCAGGCUAUGCUUCGGGACCUAGAAAAGAAAAUCCUGGCAGAUGUGUCACGAACUCGAAUGAGAAGCAGCCAGCAGGCAUCAGCUGCAGUUGGAGCCACAUUUGAAGGAGCAGGAGUAAUGGGAGUCACUGAAGAGCAAGUAAAUGACAUUGUGGAGCGAGCUUUGCAGCUGUACAGUGAGGAUCGUAUUGGAUUAGUGGAUUAUGCCCUUGAGUCUGCAGGUGCAAGUGUGCUUAACACUCGCUGCUCAGAGACCUACGAAACUGGUACAGCUCUCAUGAGUUUGUUUGGGAUUCCUUUGUGGUAUCAGUCACAAUCGCCAAGGGUCAUUAUACAGCCAGAUGUUCACCCAGGAAACUGUUGGGCAUUUCGUGGGACUCAGGGUUUUGUCGUGAUUCAGCUUUCUGCAGAGGUCAUUCCAACAGCAGUCACUCUGGAACAUAUUUCUAAAGCUGUAUCUCCUAUGGGAUCAAUCAACACUGCACCACGAGAGUUUGUUGUCUUUGGUCUGCAGAAUGAAACUGAUCAUCAAGGAACUCCUCUUGGACAGUUUACCUACAGUGAAGAAGGGAAUCCAAUUCAGACUUUCCCUGUGCAGAACAAGCAUGCAGAGUCUUACAGGAUAAUCGAGCUGCGGGUGUUGAGUAACUGGGGUCAUCCAGAGUACACUUGCAUUUACCGUUUCAGAGUGCAUGGAGAUCCAGUGAACAGGACUUAGUAAUCACUCUGUCACAUAUUUUGAACAGCAUGGAUUUUUAGCUGGAAUAUUAGAUGGAUAAUUUUGAGUGGUGGAAGUUUGGAACACAGCCACGGAAACCUCCACUUGCUGCAGGAGAUAAAAGAAAUGUCAUGCUGUGCAUGCAUUGGGAACGGAUUCCAACUUGGAAAAAAAUGUUCAGACCACAAAACUCGUGGUGGGCUGCUCACUUUCAUACUGAGACUGCUACUAAAUUUUGUUUAUCCAGAAUUAUUUUUGUUAAUAGCUUGCUGACCUGCUGUUUUGCCUUUUAGGGGUGUCAGAGUGAUUUAUGAAAAUUUGUUUUUAUUUAGAAUUCUACAUUUAAAAUCCAUCUGUCCUGAAACUGUGCACUUUUCAUGACAUGAUUUUAAUCAGGUGAGUGAAAAAGUAAAAUUCUUAUGCCAGGUAUUACUGCAACAGCUAGCUGGUUUUGCUUGAUUAACAUUUUCACUUGAGACAUGGCUACUGCCUCAUUUCUCCUUCAACUAAAAAUGUACGUGUACAUUUUCACAAAUAUGUGGCAAGAAAUACAGACCUUAACUGUAGCGCAACAUUUUGAUCUAGAUGCUGAGCUUGUAGGUAGCCCUUAUGUGUAGCUGUUCAUGUUCAUAUGUCUGUUUUGUGUUAGCCAAAUGAAUAAUUGAAUUUUCCAUUUAAUAAAGAGUGACAGAUUAACCUUA